Gigantopelta aegis is the source of this 1270-nucleotide messenger RNA. RefSeq names its product toll-like receptor 2. Lineage: Eukaryota; Metazoa; Mollusca; Gastropoda; Neomphalida; Peltospiridae. Gene Ontology annotation, cellular component: membrane. Gene Ontology annotation, molecular function: transmembrane signaling receptor activity; protein binding. Gene Ontology annotation, biological process: immune response; toll-like receptor signaling pathway; inflammatory response. The transcript has a single exon. The coding region runs from base 20 to 1153 and encodes 377 amino acids. The record is from RefSeq and is a predicted model, not a curated record.
CAGCCGGUUAACAUUCAACAUGUUUCCCGGACACUUCCCGUUCAUCUGGGCAACUAAUCUAGGUGAGCUGAGUCUCCAGGACACUCGGAUAAUGCUUACACUAAGUAGUUUUAGAUCCAUGCUGCUUCAGUUAAAGUCCAUCAAGCACUUGAAUUUACAGAGAACACAGAUAUCCAAAUUACCACGAAGAACACUGAGUCAUCUACCGUCAUUAAGGAUUUUGGAUUUGCAAGGGAACUAUUUGGCCACAUGGAACACUGAAACGUUUAGUAACGUCACGCAGUUAGAGUACUUAAAUCUUGAUGGUAAUCGUAUAAGUAUUAUUAAUGAAACGUCAUUUCCGAUCGAGUUUAGAAGCCACAUUAAGAAAAUUAACCACGGUAACAACGACUUCCUCUGCACAUGUGCCUUGCUGUGGUUUCGCACAUGGAUGAAGCAAGCAAUAACGAACAAAACUAUACGGUUCGUCAACUAUCCAAACCGUUAUUAUUGUAAGAACCCAUACCACCAGAGACUAGAUCAUUAUAACCCCACUGCUGAAUCUUGCAAAGUUAAGAAUCCUUAUGUCGUUGCCUAUGUAUCAUCAGGAAUAUUCGUUGUUGUAGUGGUUGUCGCUGCCCUGUUGGUAUACUACAACCGUUGGAAUAUUCGAUACUUCAUGUAUACAAUGAGACGACGUCGGUAUCGACAGCUGCCUGGGCGUGAAGUUGAAAUCAAGUUUGAUGUCUUUGUGUCCUUUGAUUCUGAGGAUUCAGACUGGCUCAUGGAAGAAGUGGCUGACUUUUUGGAGAAUGACCUAAACCUCAAACUGUGUAUUCACGAAAGGGAUUUUGAAGGAGGCAAAAUGAUUAUCGAUAAUAUCGUGGACUGCAUGGAUCAGAGCGAGAAGAUCAUUAUGAUUGUGUCCAACAACUUCGCCAGGAGUAACUGGUGCCAGUGCGAAGUGAAAAUGGCUCUUAACCAACAAUUUGAAAUUCACAAGGACGUCAUUGUUGUUAUCCGCGAAAUGGUUGACAGAAAAUAUAUGUUCAAAUCUCUCAAGGCAUUGCUUGCUACCACUACAUACAUUGAAUGGAAGGAAGGUGAAAGAGCAAAACAGGUUUUCAGAAAUCGUCUGCAAGAAGUCAUGACUCGUAAAAAUUAUGAACAGUAAAUGAAGCGUUUUAGGCACGGGUCCUUGUUUCAGUUUAAAGACACCAAUCGUGGGAUACCGGUUGGGACGGGAAAACCCCAUUGACAAUGGUUCCACCAAGGGACUUUAAUCAUUCAA